Messenger RNA from Neogale vison (American mink), 2387 nucleotides. It is a transcript of the gene RGS9, whose product is annotated as regulator of G protein signaling 9. Bases 77 to 2104 code for a protein of 675 amino acids. The record is from RefSeq and is a predicted model, not a curated record. Gene Ontology annotation, biological process: regulation of G protein-coupled receptor signaling pathway; intracellular signal transduction; G protein-coupled receptor signaling pathway. The transcript has 19 exons. NCBI's taxonomy places the organism in Eukaryota, Metazoa, Chordata, Mammalia, Carnivora, Mustelidae.
CGCGGGCGCCUUGGUCGGGGGCUUCCUCUCCUGCGCUCCGCUCGGCUUCUGGUGGUGCCUUCAUCCAGGGUCCAGGAUGACGAUCCGACACCAAGGCCAACAGUACAGGCCGAGGAUGGCAUUUCUGCAGAAGAUCGAAGCCCUGGUGAAGGACAUGCAGAACCCGGAGACAGGGGUCAGGAUGCAGAACCAGAAGGUUCUGGUCACCAGUGUCCCUCACGCCAUGACAGGAAGUGACGUUCUACAAUGGAUAGCCCAGCGGCUUUGGAUCUCCAAUCUGGAGGCACAGAACUUGGGCAACUUUAUUGUCAAGUAUGGCUACAUUUACCCCCUGCAAGAUCCCAGGAAUCUCGUUCUCAAGCCUGACAACAGCCUCUACCGAUUUCAGACGCCGUAUUUCUGGCCCACCCAGCAGUGGCCGGCUGAAGAUACAGACUAUGCCAUCUAUCUAGCCAAGCGAAAUAUAAAGAAGAAAGGGAUUUUAGAAGAAUAUGAAAAGGAAAAUUACAAUUUCUUGAACAAAAAAAUUAACUACAAAUGGGACUUUGUCAUUAUGCAGGCCAAAGAGCAGUACAGGACCGGGAAGGAAAGGACUAAGGCAGACAGGUAUGCGUUGGAUUGCCAGGAGAAGGCGUAUUGGCUGGUCCACCGAUGCCCCCCGGGAAUGAACAACGUGCUGGACUAUGGCCUGGACCGAGUGACCAAUCCGAAUGAGGUUCAGAAACAAACAAUCACUGCUGUCAGGAAAGAGAUCAUGUAUUACCAACAGGCCUUAAUGAGGUCCACCGUGAAGUCUUCAGUGUCCCUUGGAGGGAUCGUCAAAUACAGUGAGCAGUUUCUGUCCAAUGACGCCAUCAUGUCAGGCUGCCUCCCCAGCAAUCCUUGGAUAACAGACGACACCCAGUUCUGGGACUUAAAUGCCAAAUUGGUGGAAAUCCCAACCAAGAUGCGAGUGGAAAGAUGGGCUUUCAACUUCAGUGAGCUGAUCCGAGACCCCAAGGGCCGGCAGAGCUUCCAGUACUUUCUCAAGAAAGAAUUCAGUGGGGAGAAUCUGGGAUUCUGGGAAGCCUGUGAAGAUCUGAAGUACGGAGAUCAGUCCAAGGUCAAGGAGAAAGCAGAGGAGAUUUACAAGCUCUUCUUGGCCCCAGGGGCGAGACGGUGGAUAAACAUAGAUGGCAAAACCAUGGACAUCACCGUCAAGGGGCUGAGACAUCCUCACCGCUAUGUGUUAGAUGCGGCGCAGACUCACAUCUACAUGCUCAUGAAGAAGGAUUCUUACGCCCGCUAUUUAAAAUCUCCAAUCUAUAAGGAAAUGCUGGCCAAAGCUAUUGAACCGCAGGGAACCACCAAGAGAAGCUCUGGCCUCCCUUUCAUGCGGCGCCACCUGCGCUCCAGCCCGAGCCCCGUGAUCCUGAGGCAGCUGGAAGAAGAAGCCAAGGCUCGAGAAGCAGCCAACACGGUGGACAUCACCCAGCCGGGCCCGCACACUGCUCCCAGCCCUCACCUGGCCGUGUACACCGGGACCUGCGUGCCCCCCUCUCCUUCCAGUCCCUUCUCCCCAUCCUGCCGCUCCCCCAGGAGGCCCUUCCCCUCACCCAGCCGCUUCAUCAGGAGGCCCAGCAGCGCCAUCUGCCCCUCACCCAUUAGGGUGGCCUUGGAGAGCUCUGAGCAGAAGGGCGAGGCCAGCGGAUCCAGUGCCUGCCCGGGGCCCUCCGACACUGACAUGAGGGAGGCCUGUGCCGCCGAGAACCCCUGGCCCCGGCCCCAGCCCAAGGCCCCGCCCAAGGCCCGAGUGGCUCUGUCCUUCAGCAGGUUUCUGAGACGGGGCUGUCUAGCCUCCCCCGUCUUUGCAAGGCUCUCUCCCAAGUGCCCCCCUGUGUCCCACGGGAAGGUGCAGCCCCUGGGGGAUGUGGGCCAGCAGCUGCCUCGGCUGAAAUCCAGGAGAGUAGCGAACUUUUUCCAGAUCAAAGUGGACGUGCCCGCGCGGAGCGGAGCCUGCCUGAUGGAACCGGAGGACGGCGGGACAGGAGACUCGGGUGACCAGGCCAUAGAGAAGGAGGUCAUCUGCCCCUGGGAGAGCCUGGCCCAGGGGAAAGCCAGCUGAGCCAGGGGCCCCGGACCAAGAAGACGCUCCCGGCAGACCCCGCCAGAUGGGACCAGGGGCACGCUUGCCCUCGAACCGAAGUGCAUUGCGAUCACAUUUGGGGGCCGGAGAGACAAGAUGGGUGGGGUUAUGGGGACGUGUGCGCUGGCUGGGGUCCCGAUGGCCAAUUCCUACCCUUCUUCCUGACCUUUCCUCCCUUGGGCAGAAGAAAGGCACGUGGAUCAGAGGACUUGACUUGCUGCCUUAAAACCGAUAAAAGGUUAACUUCUAAGGGUCUCUUGGA